AUGGCACCUCUAAAUGUUUUAAUGAUUGGCACCGGCGAAUACACCACGGGCUUUGUGGGCACAGGAGCGUCAGGUUCGGACAAGAAAGUUGGCGUCGUAGGCCUCACGCUGUUUGAUUUGCGUCGUCGCGGCAAAGUCGACAAGCUGGGCAUGGUUGGCGUCAACGGCUCCAAGUUUCCCGCCAUUCGCCAGCACUUGGACAAGAAUAUCACCCAAGUCUACAACGGGCUCGACACCUCUUUCGACAGCUUCCCGGCCAACGACCAAAAGGAUCCAGACGCCUACAAGACGGCCAUUGACCGUCUCUCCCCCGGCGACGCCAUCACCGUAUUCACCCCCGACCCGACGCACUAUCCCAUUGCUCUGUACGCCAUCGAGCGCGGCAUCCAUGUGCUUCUCACCAAGCCCGCCGUCAAGGAGCUCUCCCAUCACCAGGACCUGUUGCGGCGCGCCCGCGAAAAGGGCGUCUACGUCUUUAUCGAGCACCACAAGCGCUUCGACCCGGCCUACUCGGACGCCCGGUUCAAGGCCAAGACGCUCGGCGACUUCAACUACUUCUACAGCUACAUGUCGCAGCCCAAGUACCAGCUCGAAACGUUCAAGUCAUGGGCAGGCCGGGAGUCGGACAUCUCGUACUACCUCAACAGCCACCACAUCGACAUCUGCGACUCCAUGGUCCAGCAGCUGGGCUAUCUGCCCGUCAAGGUGUCGGCCUCGUCGUCCAAGGGAGUGGCCACGGACUUGGGCUGCGUCGCCAAGACAGAAGACACCAUCUCCCUGCUCGUCACCUGGGCCAAGACGGGCGACCCGUCCAAGCGCGCCGUCGCCGUGUACACGUCUUCGUGGACGGCACCCGAGCGUGCCGGCGUCCACACAAACCAGUACUUUCACUAUCUGGCGUCCAAUGGCGAGAUCCGCGUAGACCAGGCUCACCGCGGCUACGACGUUGCCGACGACGCCGCUGGUCAGAUUCAGUGGUUCAACCCUUUCUACAUGCGCUAUGCGCCCGACGAGGACGGCAACUUCAACGGCCAGACCGGCUAUGGGUACAUUUCGCUCGAGAAGUUUGUGGACGGGUGCACGGCCGUCAAUGAGGGACGGCUGAAGCCCGAGGAUUUGGAUUCAAAGGGCUUACCGACCCUCGGCAACACGAUUGCCACGACGGCCAUUCUGGAGGCUGGCAGGCGGAGUAUCGACGAGGGGAGGGAAAUUGGCAUCGUUGUCGAGGGGAAUACUUGGAAGCUGAUGUAG
Molecule: messenger RNA, 1251 nt
Organism: Metarhizium brunneum ARSEF 3297
Lineage: Eukaryota; Fungi; Ascomycota; Sordariomycetes; Hypocreales; Clavicipitaceae
Biological process (GO): NADPH regeneration
Cellular component (GO): cytoplasm
Molecular function (GO): nucleotide binding; oxidoreductase activity
Source: RefSeq, a predicted model, not a curated record